ACGUGGUGAGGUACGCGUGUGUGCACGUGUAAGUGACAGAGGCUCUCAUGGAGAGCGCUAGCAGCAGGCAGGGCUGUGGCGAGCUGCAGAAAAGGCAUAGGCGGGGGUUGGGAGUUUAAAUUUAAUAAGAUUACAAUGAACAAAACCUAAGAGGGCAACAUACAGAAAAAAAAAAAAGAUCCCUCGUAUAUACAUGCAUACCCGAUUUCUGUAUAUAUAAAAAAAAAUAAACCUUGCAGCUUAGCGUGUGUAUAACUGACCUAAUUAAAACGAAACUAACACAAAAUGAAUGUAUUUUAAAACAAAAACAAACAAAACAAAAAUAACGUUUCCGUUACGCUGAAAGCGAAUGCUUGAAUGCAUUUUUUUUUUUUAAAUAGUGUGAUUCAAUGAAAGAAGAUACCCGGUUGUAACGAGACAAGAGCACCAUUAAAAAAAAAAAAAAAAAAAAAAACGAAAUCGGAUUUUUUUUUUUUUUUUUUUUUUUUUUUUUGAAGAUUGACGUGCACUUACGUUGGAUUUUAGGAUCCAACUACCUUAACUUCUAUCUGCAAUACAUGAAAACGUUGUUUGUCAUUUGUGGAGAAGAACGAGUCUGGUUUGUAAAAUACGUGAAUGCACCUGCAGCUUUUAACAAAAGAAGUACGAAUACACUGUAUUUUUAUUUUUGUGCAGUGCAUUUCAUAAAUGCAAGUUUGUUAAUGUAUUGAAGUAUUGUUUUAAAAAGACUUGUCCGUGUAUUAAGACGGAAUAUUGUUUCAAGAAGAUGUCCAGAUGACUAAAGUAAGAUGACCCCUCUAAAAAUUAAAACGAGAAAAGGAAAGCAAAUUAGGGUGUAGAGUGCAAGCUGUCCUUCAAUCCGCAUUAUCUACAUGAUUGACGCCUGCAGCGUGAGACAAUUGCACUGCCCACGGCAUUUCAAACUGCAAAGACUCUUGGAAAAUGGGCGAGGGAUAUGAGCUACGUGCGACAGUACUGCAACCAGUCGAGAUGAACAUGCUGAAAUGGAAAAUUUGGAACAGAGGGAUCUUCUAAAUAACUGCACACCUGCGGAGCCCGAUCGGUCAUUCCAAAAGGAGACUCACCAUCCCAGAGGGCUCAGCUCUGGGGAGACACAGCUGAGCCAAACCCAGCUCGGCCACCUUGAUGCUGGCGCUGCCAUGGGGGUUGAAGGCUUUGGCAGCUCUCCUCUCAGAACCAGACAACUCCCCACGUGUUCUGCAGAGCUGUUCUCUGGCAUCGGCUCCGAAAAGCCCGUUUCUGGGGUCCCAGUUUUAAAGCUGCAGGUGGAAGCGGCGGUCCCGCUAUUAUUAAACGGGACGGCAUCAACAUACAGCAAAACUCUGAGUGGGGGCAGACAGGGGAAUGCGGGGGCGAUGGGCUACCCCAAUCACCCAGCCUCGGUAGAAUCAGUACAGGUUGUAGAAAAUAACGAGCCCGCCCACAGAGUUGCUUUAUUAAAAAGAGACGAAAAUGACCGGCUGUUAAAACGUCAGCGGACAGUGGCUCACAGGGACACAGAUUAUUGUCUAAUGGCAAACGGGUCUGGGGACCCUGCUUGCCCCAACAGCAAAAGAAGACGCGUGGGAAGUGGGGAUGGCGAGCCAAGCUUGGAGAAUAAAGACACAGUACGGAACAGCCAAAACCAUAUCAACCAUACAAUUAAAGAGGGUCAGGCAUCGAACUCUGCAGCCCGGCGCUUGUCAGCGUCCGAUGCCCUGGUCCGGACCUCCCCAGAACGCACUGCCCUGGACUGCAUCGUCCCCUGCAUGAAGCGUUACGGUAUAUGCGUCAAAGACGGGUUUCUGGGAGACGAGCUGGGCAGCCAAGUGCUCCAGGAGGUCCAAGCCUUGAACCAGAGUGGCCAAUUCCGGAAUGGACAGUUAGUGAGUCAGCGGACUAUCCCCUCCCGAAAUAUCAGGGGUGACCAGAUCGUGUGGGUGGAGGGGAGAGAGCCGGGCUGCAAGAGUAUCUGCUCGCUGAUGGGGCGCAUUGAUGAGGUGAUCAUGUACAGCUCUAUGAAUGGCCGGCUUGGGGACUGCAUGAUCAACGGCAGGACCAAGGCGAUGGUGGCGUGUUAUCCGGGUAACGGAACAGGGUACGUUCGCCACGUGGAUAACCCCAACAGAGAUGGCCGCUGUAUCACCUGCAUUUACUAUCUCAACAAGAACUGGGAUGUCAAGGUUGACGGCGGGCUCCUCCAGAUUUUCCCAGAGAGCCGCACCGUGGUGGCGAAUAUCGAGCCUGUUUUCGACAGACUCCUGAUCUUCUGGUCAGACCGGCGGAACCCUCACGAAGUCAAACCAGCAUACGCCGCACGGUAUGCCAUUACAGUCUGGUACUUUGAUGCAAAGGAGCGCGCAGAAGCCAAAGAGAAGUACAGACUCGCUGCUGGACAGAAGGGGGUCCAAGUCCCUGUAACACAAAGUGGCAUGACCUAACAAAACCAGGUCAAAACAGCCGAUCAAGCGUGCAGGGCGAUUGCUGUGCUGCUAUCGGACAGGUUGGAGAGGCGCCCUUCCCAGCACCACCAACAAGGCCCGCCCACCUCCAUGCAUUGGUCCGUUAAAUGGGGCUGCAUGGAUUUGGGCGAUUUGAUAAAGAGGUGAAUUUGACUAGGCUGACCCCAAGAUGGGACCUGGGCAGACGGAGGUAAUUAGUGUGACCCUGACAGAAGAAAUGGAACAGGAAGAGUGGGUCGGCCAUAUUCUGUUUUGAGGGCUUCAGUCAACAACAGUCUCUCACCAAGGAUAUCCAUUAAUGCUUUCCCAAGUUCCCAUAUUUGUAAAAUACAGUAUAACCCAGUUUAGGAUCGGUUCUUUGGAAGCUGGUCGUUUUCACUGUCAGGUUAAAAAAUGUUUACAUGUAAAUGUAUUUUUCAAAUUGAAAUCAAUUAAGGGUAUACUGAACACUGAUGGUGGCACUAAACAUUAGACUGCUUGACUUGGGUUGAUUCGAUCAGCCGAUACCCUGGUAAGAGUAUUUUACAGCACUGGGGAUUCACGCUGUCCUUCAUCAACCCAUGAUUACCCAAAAUCUAAGUGGUUGAUUCAACCAAUGUGCUCUAAAAUGCUUUUAAAAAUCCAGCUGUGGCUAUAAUAGGCUGAUGAAAUAAAGCCCAUAGUUUCCUAUUUGUUUUUCUUAUCAUUUAAAAGUGUGUUUGAAGUUACAGGUGUAUGCAGAACAUUUUAGUACAACAGUGUUUAUAAAGUACAAUGUGUUGUACUUGUAUACAUUUGACAGUACUAUUGUUAUUAAUGGAAUGUUUACCACAUGCAGUAGGUGUUUUGUAUACUGUAUCAACGCUUUUUUUUUUCUGGCUAAGUUUAUUAUUGGCAGCCAGAGAUCCUUAUUUUGCCAGGUUCUUAGUGAGAUCAUUAUUAAUUUCCUUCAAAGUGCUAUUAAAAGGGUUUGGCUAUACUUUUUUUUUUUUCUCUCUUCAAUCAGUUUAACAAAGAAACUAAGAAAAAAGUAACAGGUUAUUUUUUAUGUAUACUUAAUGAGUUUGUUACUGUCUCUGUACCUUUAGUGACGUUUUGCAAUCAGUUUUCUGUGAUUCUUACUGUAAUUACUCAAAGACUAUAUUCAGGAGCUGCUCUUCGGUUCUGGUUGCCUGCCAUAGGUAUGUGUUAUGUAGGCUAAAUCAGUAGGAGACAACGCCAUCUAGUGAUCAGCCAGUGUGGAUCAAGUUACCUUUAGUUUUUCCAGCAGUACACUGCACUAGAAUAGAUGGUGCUUUGACUUUAGUGAAAAGUAAAUUAAAACCAGUUAUUCGUGGUAAUUCAUUUCAAUUAUAAGUCAUUUUGAAGUAUAAAAAUAAGUUGUAUAUUUAGUUAGGAAGUAAGAAUCGUUUAACUCUUAUCACAUAAAGCAUUGUUGCCAAUGCAUCCUAAUUGUCAUAACGUUUAUGUCCCUCUCAGUCGCGGCGUACAUAAUUGUUAAGUUAAAUUUCCUAUCUGUUUUGUAAUCCAGAUUGUUUUUUCAAAGUUUUGGUAGGGCAUCUUCUCGAGAGUUCACACAAACUGUUUGAAAUUUAAAAAAACUGAAAUAAAGUCUCAUAACCGAAGGGGAUUCACUAUUGUAAUAGUUGUAGAAAGUUGUGGCACAGAAAGUAAAAAUAACAAAUUUCAACCCUAAUAACAUUACAGUGGCUGCAGAAACAGGCGUACCCCGCAAGUGAUUGCCCUCACCCCCCCACAUGCCAGUACUAUGGCUAAAGGUUUUGCAUCUCUCUACAGAAUUAACUAAUUUUUGCUGCACAAAGUCCAGCGAAACCUGCUGAAUAAUGUUACUUUAAAAUAUUGAAUUGCGCACCACUUUGUAAUAUUCCAUAUACUUAACCAAAAGCCUUGUGACGUGAUAUACUACUUUUGCCCAUAGCUGUACAUUGCAGUGAUGGACUUCCACGCAGUCAUUCUAGCUUUGUGUGAAGAACACCGAAUCAAAACCCUAUGUAGAAUUAUAUAUGUAUUUGCAUAUUUAACAUUACCUUCAAAGCACAUGUUGAAUGUGUGAGCUUCAUAGUUAUGUCCUGCAAAGGAAAGGUAAUAUUUAACAGAGUUUUCGGCUGUUUCCACCUCGUGUCCAUUUUAACAGUUUAAAAGACCAAGAAACACUGGGCAACUUUUAUCUCUGACUUCCAUUUAAAAACAUUGCAAAGUAUAGCAUAUCAGAGACAAGCAUGGCGAACCAAUGGGAACUAUGUUAAAGCACAAGGGGGGUGGGGCAUAGUUCAUAGUAAAUGACCAUGAUACACUUUCAUAGGGCUUACAGUACUAGAAUAGCUACUGUAUUAAACAUACAAAGUUUAUGUACGUUGACGUUUGUCAGCUUCAAAUCACGUUUAGGUUAUUUUUGUUUACUGCCCUCUCUACCUGUUUCACAUUACAGUCGUUCCUAGUGGUUCUUAUUCAAUUACUGAGGUAUUUUAAGAAGUGUAAUAAGAUGCUUUGACUGUCUCUGCAGCUGCUCUUCGCUUGUGCCUGAUAUAGGCGUGUAAUGUUUUUAUAUUAGUUGGCAGAACUAAAGGAAGCUUGAUUCAGAAUGGCAGUUCACUAGAUGGAGCAGGCUCUUGUAUGAAAGACACUUUGCCUGAUCUGGCCUGUGUUACAUAUGCAGUGAGAAUUAAAGUAAUGAAAUCGUGAUCCCUUUUGAAGCUACUUACUCAUUAAACAGUAGAUCUGGUGCAAAAAUCGAUUAUUCAGAGCACACCGAUCUAUUUUUGUGUAAACAUUGACGAAGGCGCAGACAGACUUCAAGAAAUUGCACUUUAUUUGUAAGAAAUGCAAGGAGAAUAAAUGUGUGUUUGAAAGAUGUGGGUGUUAUGCAGAUGCCAUCUAAAUAAAAGGUGAAGAAUGAUUGGCAUUCAAAAUUGAAUUAAUAAAAUGAUUUCUAAAAUCA
Messenger RNA from Polyodon spathula (Mississippi paddlefish), 5400 nucleotides. RefSeq names its product prolyl hydroxylase EGLN2-like. The record is from RefSeq and is a predicted model, not a curated record. The transcript has 6 exons. Gene Ontology annotation, biological process: cellular response to hypoxia; peptidyl-proline hydroxylation to 4-hydroxy-L-proline. NCBI's taxonomy places the organism in Eukaryota, Metazoa, Chordata, Actinopteri, Acipenseriformes, Polyodontidae. Gene Ontology annotation, molecular function: peptidyl-proline 4-dioxygenase activity; L-ascorbic acid binding; ferrous iron binding. Bases 1005 to 2441 code for a protein of 478 amino acids. Gene Ontology annotation, cellular component: nucleus; cytoplasm.